Molecule: messenger RNA, 1603 nt
Organism: Perca flavescens (yellow perch)
Lineage: Eukaryota; Metazoa; Chordata; Actinopteri; Perciformes; Percidae
Gene: rab32a
Product: RAB32a, member RAS oncogene family
Exons: 3
Coding region: 199-840 (213 amino acids)
Biological process (GO): phagosome-lysosome fusion; endosome to lysosome transport
Cellular component (GO): late endosome; Golgi apparatus; trans-Golgi network
Molecular function (GO): GTPase activity; GTP binding
Source: RefSeq, a predicted model, not a curated record
UGGUUGCUGAGCUGCAGGAGGAGGAGGAGGAGGACCAGGAGAAUUAGAAAGGGGGGAGAGAAAUGUAAUUUCUGUUGCAUCUGGCCCUUAGCCCUCUGACCAGCCCAGACCUACAACAGCUCGUCACAGGAAGCCUACAUGAACGAGAAAGCAGAAGCUGUCUGACUUUAGAGAAAAGUUGUCAGUGUCAGUCUCAGCAUGGCCGGGGGCUCGGUGUUUGAGUGUAAGGAGUACUUGUUCAAAGUGCUGGUCAUCGGGGAAUUAGGCGUCGGGAAAACCAGCAUCAUCAAACGCUACGUGCACCAGCUUUUUUCGCAGCACUACAGGGCGACGAUCGGGGUCGACUUUGCACUUAAAGUUAUCAACUGGGACAGCAAAACUCUGGUUAGGUUACAACUGUGGGAUAUCGCAGGUCAGGAACGAUUUGGGAACAUGACGCGGGUGUACUACAAAGAGGCUGUGGGGGCAUUCGUGGUGUUCGAUGUGACAAGGGGCUCCACAUUUGAGGCGGUGUCUAAGUGGAAGCAUGACCUGGACAGCAAGGUGAAGCUGGCUAAUGGCAACCCCAUCCCCUCAGUGCUGCUCGCCAAUAAAUGUGACCAGAAGAAAGAGAGCUCCAACAACACAGCCCUAAUGGACAAUUUCUGCAAAGAGACUGGCUUUCUGGGCUGGUUUGAAACCUCAGCUAAGGACAACAUCAACGUGGACGAGGCAGCACGUUUCCUGGUAGAGAAUAUCUUGGCUAACGACAAAGGUUUGCCAUAUGAGGAGAGCAAUGGAGACCGGAUUAAACUGGACCAGGAGACUGUGGCUGCUGAGAGCAAGUCAGGCUGCUGUUGACAAUCGAUCCAUUCAUAUUAGCCAUCCGCCUUCCUUUGGAAGGGUCCAACCCGAGGACCCAGCCUGUGGCUCUCAGCCCUCUCCUGCAGCCUCUCUGAGGAAUAUGAAUUAUUGAGUCUUCAAAGCUUCAGGAUUUUCCCCUCUCUGCACUGAUGCCCGUUUGUCCUGCACAUCCAAUUUUCUCAUUGUAGUUUUCCCUAGGACAGAAUUGAAGCCAAAUUUUAUCUUGAUGUUGUUGCAAAUGUCACUGCCUCUCUCAGGCCUUUUUUUGUCCCACACCUCUAAACCACGACAUCUUUAUUAUUGUGUUUGUCUCACUCCAUAUUUCCCUGAUUGUGUAUUCAACCACCAACUAUGAACCCCACCCAACCCACCACACUUGAACCCUGCUGCUCCUCCUGUUGCCCUGACAGCCUCUGAAGCUCUGGACUAUACAACGCCUAAGAAGGGGUGCCAACUAAGCAGAGAUUUGUGAAAUACAAGCUAGAAAACAACCUAGCGUCUUAAUUUCUGUCACUUUGGUCUAUUCUAUUCUAUUUGGUCGAUUUGUGAAACACAAGUUAGAAAACAACCUGUAGCUUCUUAAUUUCUGUCACUUUGGUCUAUUCUCUCUCAGUAUCCUUGUCAUUCAACAUUUAUCUGUGAAACAAGACACUUUAUGUCUCCUGUUUGUGUUUCCAGCUGUUCUUUAGACCAGUGGUUCCCAACCUUUUUUCCUUGGCGCCCCCCCUACUCGUGUCUAAGAAAAGCUGAGUUUCAUUCA